AUGGCUGGUGUUUCUAGCAGAACUCGUAGCAAGAAUGUUCCGUUGUUUGGUUCUCUUUUACUUGGUGGUUCAUCAAAACGGAGAAAGAGUGAUGAAGAAGAUAAGGGGUUGGACUAUGUUUCUCGUUCUAAAAAAAGGAAGAUGAACGAAGAACCUUUUGUUGUUCCUGCAGAUGCUGAGGUAGUUUCCAUCGAUGAUGAUGAAUAUGAAGAUGUUGGUCAAGAAGGUUCAGAGCAUAGUGAUGACAAGAUGUCUAAAGAUGGAAAGUUUGUUGAUGAAAAUUGUGAGAGGGAACAAGAUAACCCGGUUUCGAUAAGUUCAGAUGAGUAUGGUGAAAGUGAUGAAGAACACUUUGUUGAUUCUGAUGCUGAUAAUGAAGAAGAAGAGGAAGAAGAAGAAAAAAAAGAAGAUGAUGCUGUUAAAGAGGGAGUAAAAAGUGAUGAAAGUGGGGGAAUUGGUAGGUUUUCUGAUAAAGGUGAAAAGGUUAUAAUUGAUUUGGAUGAUUCUGAAGAGAGUGAGGAGGAGGAUGAUUCUGAUGAGAGUGAAGAAAAUGACUCUAGUGAUGAAGAUUUUGCAGAGGAGGAGGAGGUGGUGGAGAAGGAGAAAAAAGAGGGUUACAGAAAAGACUUCAAUGUGGUGGAGGAAUUAGUAAGAAAGGUGAAGAGUCAAAAAAGGGGAAUUUCUGAGGGUAAUGAUGAGGAAGUAAAUGUUGAGAAUUGUUCAUCUUCUGAUAAUGAUGAUGAGGAGAUGGUGAGAGAGGGGAAGGAUAAAAAGAGUGGAAUUUCUGAGAGGAAUAAUGAGAAAGUAAAUGUUGAGAAUAGUCCAUCUUAUGAUAAUGAUGAAGAAAUGGUGAGAGAGGUGAAGCGUAAAAAAAGUGGAAUUUUUAAGAGGAAAUACGAGAAGGUAGAGAAUGAGAAUGUUCCAUCUUCCACAAAUAUUGAUGAGUUGGAGCAUGCAGAUCAUGCUAGUGUUUCCUCCUGUAUCAUUGAGAAGAAGGGUAGUUCUUCUUCUAAACUGAAUGGAGUAUCAGAGACACUGAAACCAAUGAGUGUGGAUGUUGGAGUGAAUGCCAAGUCAAAAGCCAAAUCCAAAGAAAAUGUUGGUGAUUCUGAUCGAGGAAAAGAUCAAUUUGUUAAAGGCUUAGAUGUUGGAGGAGUUUCUUCAGUUCAUAGAAAGCAAGAAAAGAUGAAUGAAUCAGAUAAACAGAAAACAAUGGAGAACAAAAGAAGGGAUUAUAAAGGUAGAGCUAACAUCUGUAAUGGUGAGAAGAAGGAAUCUAUUGAUACCAAUGGUUUGAAUCAAAGCGUCAAAAGCACACAUUUUACGCGGAAGGAGUUGCGUUCACUCGAACUCCUUGUUAAAUGCUAUUGGGAAAGAAAGAAUACCAUUAACAAUGAUUCAAUUGUGUUAGAGGAUAACGACGAUGGUGUUGGUCAGCAAGAUACAUGGCCACCACCAGUCUCUGUGGAGACACCUCGUGAACGGAUAUGGAGCCUUAAAAAGGUGGAAAAAGUAGAAAAGACCAAGGAGGAAGAGGAGGAGGAAGUGUUAUGGGAUGAAUUUGAUACAGCCCGUAGAGAAUCUGACGCUGAAUCCAUGAUUGGAAAUUUAGGAGAAAACGGAGGUCCAUCGUUCCGCUGUGAACAUGAUAGUUUUCUCGAUGAAGAGAUUGGUCUAUUUUGCAAAUUGUGUCAUGAGGUUGUUACUGAGAUCAAAUAUAUCUCACCACCUGUGAUUGAUAGAUUUCCCGGUGAAGGUUCAGGAAAAAAAGCAUCAUUUGAUGGAGUAAAUGUUUCACAUGUUGAUGGAUCUCAGUUAAAUGUUUCUGAUAAUGAUUCGGAGACUAAUUUCUCUCGCAAUGAAGGCACAGUUUGGGACCUAAUUCCUGGUGUGAAACAAAAAUUAUAUCCUCAUCAACAAGAAGGCUUUGAAUUCAUUUGGAAAAACAUGGCAGGACACACUGAGCUUCAAAAGUUAAAGAAUGCCGAUCCUUCCAGCGAAGGUGGCUGUAUUAUUUCUCAUGCUCCUGGAACCGGAAAGACAAGGCUGACCAUAGUGUUUCUCAAGGCAUAUUUGAAAGCCUUUCCCAAAUGCUUGCCGAUUAUUGUUGCUCCUGCUAGUAUACUACUAACUUGGGAGGAUGAAUUCAAGAAAUUGGACAUCGGAGUUCCAUUUCACAAUUUAAACAAUCCCGAGUUAUCUGGUAAAGAGCAUCCUGAUGCGGUUGAAACAUUUGAUAUGUCUAAUGCACGGCAUAAUAUUCAUGAAACGCGGAUGGCAAAACUGAUUUCGUGGUUCAAAGAACCAAGCAUUCUUGGAAUCAGCUAUAAUUUGUUUGGGAAAAAAUGCCAAGAUAAGAGAAAGCAUGAAAAUGUGAAUGAGAGAGAAGGAAACUGUGAUAUGCGAAAGGUUCUACUUAAUUCUCCUGGGUUGUUAGUUCUAGACGAAGGACACACACCAAGAAAUCAAAGAAGUCAUAUUUGGAAGGUGUUUUUGAAGCUUCAAACACAGAAGCGUAUUAUCCUUUCCGGAACUCCAUUCCAGAACAAUUUCUGGGAGCUUUACAGCACCUUAAGCUUAGUGAAGCCUUCUUUUCCUAACACAAUACCGCCUGAGCUAAAAAGUUUUUGCCAAAAUCAGGGACUUAAAUCAUCUAAAAAAUGGAAUUGGGAACCAGCGUUGCUCAACAAAACAAGAGACCCUUCUGAUGAUCAGAUCAAGAAGUUUAAAUUGCUAAUGGAUCCCUUUGUUCAUGUGCACAAAGGCGCAAUCCUUGAAAAUAAGCUUCCUGGGUUAAGGGACAGUUUGGUGACUUUGAAGGCUGGUAGUUUGCAGAAUGAAAUUCUGAAGAGCAUUAAACGUUCUCAGAACACAAUAUUUAACUUUGAACGUAAGGUAGCGUUGACAUCUGUCCAUCCAUCGCUUUUCCUUGAAUGUGCUCUUUCAGAAGAAGAAAAAUCUGCUCUCGACAAGGAUCAGCUGGAAAAGCUUAGACUGAACCCACAUGAAGGUGUCAAAACAAAAUUUUUGUUCGAGUUUGUUCGGCUAUGUGAUGCUUUUCACGAGAAAGUUCUUGUGUUCAGCCAAUUCCAUGCUCCUUUACAAUUAAUAAAAGACCAAUUAAACUCAGCUUUUAAAUGGUCUGAGGGAAAGGAAGUGCUGGUCAUGUCUGGCGAGGAUCCUCCAAAGGUCAAGCAAUCCGUAAUCCAUAGCUUCAACGUUGAAAAUUGCCAAGCAAAAGUUUUACUUGCAUCUACAAAAGCUUGUUCUGAGGGAAUUAGCUUAGUUGGAGCUUCAAGGGUUGUACUUCUGGAUGUUGUAUGGAAUCCUUCGGUCGAAAGACAAGCUAUCAGCCGAGCGUAUAGGAUUGGUCAGAAGAGAGUAGUAUACACAUACCAUCUGCUCGCUGAAGGGACUACUGAGGAAGAAAAAUAUGGUAAACAGGCCGAAAAAGACCGGUUAUCUGAGCUUGUUUUUUCAGCAAAAAAUGCUGCCAAUAAUGGUGAUAAGUCCAAGAGCUCUGCUGUGAACUUCGAAGAUAGAGUUCUUGAUGAGAUGACUAAACACGAAAAGCUCAAAGGCAUAUUUGUUAAGUGCGUAGUACUGAGGAAGGAGCGAGAUGUGGUCUGA
Molecule: messenger RNA, 3630 nt
Organism: Medicago truncatula (barrel medic)
Lineage: Eukaryota; Viridiplantae; Streptophyta; Magnoliopsida; Fabales; Fabaceae
Product: SNF2 domain-containing protein CLASSY 3
Exons: 4
Coding region: 1-3630 (1209 amino acids)
Biological process (GO): gene silencing by siRNA-directed DNA methylation
Molecular function (GO): ATP binding
Source: RefSeq, a predicted model, not a curated record